GCACUGCUGGAAUGGUUGCGCCAGCGCCUGAAUAAAAUCAAUAAAUCAAUACUAAAAGCAAUUGUAAUUUCUAACUUUGAGGCUCUUAAAAAUAAUCAGCAUUACUAUACAUCGCUCAAAUAUAUGCACGGAAUAAGUAAACCUAAAAAUUAACUUCGGAAUUUCAUCGUAUAUGUGAAUAUUUGUAAAUUUGUGAGAAGUCUGGCUAGAACUGAACCAACAAUAAUAACUAUGCGCAAUAUUUGCGUAUUUUGACGCUUUCCGAAAUAAAAAAAAAAACACAAAUACUAGCUUCGCUGAAAAUGCCGUUAUUUGGUAAGAAGGAUUCCGGCAAAAAAGCCAAAGGAAAGGACAUAAAGGAUCUUAAUAAACAAGUGUCGAUCGAAGAGAAAUACAAUCUACACGGACUUCUGGGGACUGGAGCUUUUUCAGAAGUACGCCUAGCUGAAAGCAAAGAUUCUCCUGGAGAUCACUUUGCUGUGAAAAUUAUCGACAAGAAAGCUCUCAAAGGCAAAGAAGAAUCUCUAGAGAAUGAAAUACGUGUUUUGAGAAGGUUCAGUGCAAAUCAUUACGAUGGCAAAUGUCCGAAAGGAACGCGGUUAACUCAUCCAAAUAUAGUGCAACUCUUGGAAACGUAUGAGGAUAAGUCGAAGGUGUACCUUGUUAUGGAGUUGGUUACUGGUGGUGAACUCUUUGAUCGUAUAGUGGAAAAAGGAUCUUACACUGAAAAAGAUGCUUCUCAUCUCAUAAGGCAGAUUCUAGAAGCGGUUGAUUAUAUGCAUGAGCAAGGUGUUGUUCAUCGCGAUCUUAAGCCGGAAAACUUACUGUACUACAGUCCUGACGAUGAUAGCAAAAUAAUGAUUAGCGAUUUUGGCUUAUCUAAAAUGGAGGAUUCUGGAAUUAUGGCAACAGCAUGUGGAACUCCGGGAUAUGUUGCUCCUGAGGUCCUCGCACAAAAACCAUAUGGAAAAGCCGUAGAUGUGUGGAGUAUUGGAGUAAUAUCAUACAUUCUUUUAUGUGGCUAUCCUCCGUUUUAUGAUGAAAAUGAUGCAAAUCUUUUCGCUCAGAUUUUAAAAGGAGAAUUUGAGUUCGAUUCACCCUAUUGGGACGAAAUAAGCGAGUCGGCCAAGCACUUUAUUAAAAACUUAAUGUGUGUAGCAGUAGAGAACCGAUAUACAUGCAAGCAAGCUCUGGCCCAUGCUUGGAUUUCAGGAAAUGAGGCCAGCAACAAAAACAUUCAUGGGACCGUGUCAGAGCAAUUGAAGAAAAAUUUCGCAAAAUCCCGUUGGAAGCAAGCCUACUACGCGGCUACAGUGAUUCGACAGAUGCAGCGAAUGGCACUGAACAGCAAUAGCAGUGCAAAUAGUGAUUCAACUAGCAAUAGCAGUAACCAAAAAGACUCUACAGCUUCAGCAGAAGUGUCAGAAGCAUCCAAUCCAAAUGUUGUAUCAGCGCAGUCAUAUACACAAAGUCGUGUCCAAGAAGUCAAUAUGCCGGUAGGCAAUACCAAUGGAGCUUCACAGUAGCAAAGUUGAAUAUAAAAAAUAUGUUACGUAUAUGCCACUUUGGCUUAAAUGACUUUAAAAAUUUGUUUAAUGUAAUUAAUAAUUUUUUAAUCGAAAAUACCAAACAAAUAAUAACUUUAAAAUGUGCCACCACCA
This is a messenger RNA of Drosophila eugracilis, 1661 nucleotides long. It is a transcript of the gene CaMKI, whose product is annotated as calcium/calmodulin-dependent protein kinase type 1. Gene Ontology annotation, molecular function: calmodulin binding; ATP binding; calcium/calmodulin-dependent protein kinase activity. The record is from RefSeq and is a predicted model, not a curated record. The transcript is spliced from 10 exons. Gene Ontology annotation, biological process: protein phosphorylation. Bases 303 to 1526 code for a protein of 407 amino acids. NCBI's taxonomy places the organism in Eukaryota, Metazoa, Arthropoda, Insecta, Diptera, Drosophilidae.